CCUGUUGGUACUUGUCUGGAGAACAGUAGAUCUCUUUCCCUCUCUCUCUCUCCCUCUCCCUCUGUCGCUCUCUCUCCCCUCUUUCUCUCCCUCUCCCUCUCUCUCACACGCUCUCCAUUCUGACCAUGAUGCCGAGGACUUUUGCCCAGGUCUUCCUGAUUGCCGUAAUGUUUCCCUCCCGUCCUGCCACAGAUUCGAAAGCAGUGCAGAGUCAGAACGUUGUGAAGUGUGGUGUUCGUCCUGAGGAGGGAGGGGUCCAGUACUGGCUGGGUUUGUGGAAACGUAUCGUUGGUGGCAAGGAGUCGCAGCCUGGGGCACACCCUUGGCAGGUGUCUUUGAAACGACGUAAGGUGCAUUACUGUGGAGGGACAAUUAUCAGUGCAAAGUGGGUGUUAACGGCCGCUCACUGCAUUCGGGACAGGAACAUCCUGUCCGUGUUGAAGGUAACAGCUGGGGAACAUAACCUGAAGAACACAGAGAGCGAGGAGCAAACCCAGACAGUCAAGCGAGUCAUCAUCCACCCCAAGUUCAAGGCCGCCUACCCUGUCGAGUAUGAUGUUGCUCUUCUGGAACUCAGUGGCAACUUCACUUUUGGUUCUUAUGUUUAUCCAGCCUGCCUUCCUGGAGAGGAUGAUAAUUUUGAUACAGGAACCAUCUGCACUACCAUUGGUUGGGGUCGGCUGUCCGAGGGUGGGAAGUUGCCAAACACUCCACAGGAGGUCGAACUACCCAUCCUGGACUUCAAGAGCUGCUUAAAGGUGAUGCAAUUGGUGAUAAAACAAUUCAAGGGGGAAACGCUGCUCUGCGCGGGGUUCCCCAGCGGGGGAAGAGACGCAUGUCAGGAGGGUGAUUCAGGUGGUCCCCUGAUGUGUCGGCGUGAGGGCGGUUCCUGGACCGUGGCUGGUGUCACCUCGUGGGGGAUGGGCUGUGGCCGCAGUUGGAAGGACAAUGAAAGAAAAUCACCCAACAACCGAGGGACCCCCGGCGUCUUCACCAAGGUGAAGGCUUUGAGAUCAUGGAUUCAACAGAGUAUGAACAGCGAAUUAAAAGGACACAGCAGAUCGAUUUUACCAGGGCCCGAUCUGGAGGGUUCAGUGGACACACAGUCUUCUGCAAACUCGCUUGAGACAGUUAACUUUUCCCCUGGAUGUAAGGAUGAGACUUUGAUGGGAGCUCGGGGAGAGAUCCGAAUGCCUGGUUACACUAACCAGCGGAGUUGCUUGUGGAGGAUUGUCGCACCAAGCCACGGAGCUAUUAAACUGGAUGUCAAAGCCUUUAAUGGGAGUGUGGAGGGUGGGGACUGCAUGGUUUCUCUUUCCAUCUUCGAUGGACCAGCUGUUGACAAACACUUGAAGGUGAAGUUGUGUGGGGGCCGAUUACCUGCCCCCAUCUGGUCCAGUGGCCCAGCACUAACUGUGGAACUCACUGUCGGAUCGAACGGCUCUUCAGGUGGUGUGUGGUUGGCUUACACUACUUACCACUCAAAGAACAGUCGGCGACCUGUCGCGUGAGGGACAUGCUGCCAAAGAGAAUGGAGUGCCUGUAAUUCACAGCUCAGACAGGACGUUUGGCCCUUCUACUCCAGGCUACAUACAAGGCUUUUCCAUCUCUGUCCGGCUCCCUUAACCACAUCUUUUCUUCCUCCUGUGUGUACCCAUCUUUCCUCUGUUGCUCACCUUGACCUUUCCCUGCCUUCUCACCACUUUUGGUGCCCCUAUCUGAAAUUGAACCAUCUACCUUUGUCUCAGGGUGGAGUUAGCAGUUUGUAGAUUGAGGUAACCUGCCCAAACUAUCCAACAGCACCUCACAAACCCACCAACUCCACCACCAAGAAGGACAAGGGGCAGCAGGUACAGAGGAACACCACCACCACCUACAGGUGCCCCUCCAAGUCACACACCAUCCUGACUUGGAAAUGUAACGCCAUUCCUUCGUCGUCACUGGAUCUAAAUCCUGGAACUCUCUGCCCAAAACCUAUGGGAGCACCUUCACCAGAAGGACUGCAACGGUUCAAGAAGGCAUCUCCUCGAGGACUAAUGGCGAUGGGCAAUAAAUGCUGGCCUUGCCAACGAUCCCAAAGAAUGUAUGAAUAAAAGCUGUUCUCCCCUUC
This is a messenger RNA of Pristis pectinata (smalltooth sawfish), 2110 nucleotides long. RefSeq names its product ovochymase-2-like. Lineage: Eukaryota; Metazoa; Chordata; Chondrichthyes; Rhinopristiformes; Pristidae. Gene Ontology annotation, molecular function: serine-type endopeptidase activity. The coding region runs from base 126 to 1511 and encodes 461 amino acids. The transcript is spliced from 11 exons. Gene Ontology annotation, biological process: proteolysis. The record is from RefSeq and is a predicted model, not a curated record.